CGCAGAAGGCCUUUCCAGCCGCGGCGGCUUAUUGGCUGCUGCUUCGACACAUAUCGCGUUCUUUUUCCUCCCCGCGCCUGCGCAGUUUCUUCCUUCGUGCUUCCCGGGCUUCGGGCGGCGGCUGCUCCCGGGGGGCGACAAAACAGCCCUGCCAGGAGGCUCGCGGUCCCGUUGCAAAAGGCGAGGAUGGUGGGCGCGACGGCGGUGCAAGGCCCCGUGGGCUUGCAUGAGUUGCUGCUGGCUGGAGCGGAGCAGGGAAGCAGCAGCAGCAGCGCUGGCAUUGCUGCCGCCACCCCUGCCGCCAGCACUGCAGCCGCUGCUCCUGCUGCCGCUGCCGCCCCCGCUGCUCCUACCACUAGCAGCAGCAGUAGCGGCCCCGGGGUAGUUACCCCGGGGGAGGAAGAAGAGGUCUGCGUGGUGGGGAUCUUCGGGAAGACCGCCUUGCAGCUCAGCUCGGAGAAGGCGGCCUUGGUGAACACGGUGUGCGACAGGCAAGUCUUCCCCCUUUUCCAGCGCGGCGGCGAGGCCAGAUCUUCCGCUGGAGGAACUGAUAGUGCAGGAGGGCAAGGCGGUGGCGGCGGCGGCGCAGCAGACCCAGGAACCGUUUCCCCCUCGGCUUCUUCCUCCGCUUCCUCUUCCUCCUCCGCCUCCUCUUCCGCCGCCUCCUCUUCCCAGGGCGACUACAACCUCCUGGAAGCCUAUUACAGCCAGGAUUGCAAGGUGCUCUACCUGGUCCUCACGUCCAUCUGCGACAGCCACCAGCUUCUGCAAGCCUGCAAGGACCUGGAUGCCAUGGGGGAUGCCCGAGGGCCUGGCAGCUUGGGGGCUCACCUCCUGGCCCCGGGCAGCUCCCAGCUGCCCCACGCCGAGGCCCACGAGUUCUGGAAGCACCAGGAGAAGCUCCACUGCCUCAGCCUCCUCUACCUCUUCUCCGUCUGCCACAUCCUGCUCAUGGUCCACCCCACCUGCUCCUUCGACAUCACCUACGACCGGGUCUUCCGAGCCUUGGACGGCUUGCGGCAGAAGGUGCUGCCCUCUCUGAAGGCCGCUAUCAAGGACUGCCCCGUUGGCAAGGACUGGAAGCUCAACUGCAGGCCUUGCCCGCCCCGCCUCCUCUUCCUCUUCCAGCUCAACGGAGCCCUGAAGGUGGAGCCCGCACCCGGCAGGGGGCAGGAGUUCUGUGGGCACCUGGAGAAGCCCCCCGCGAAGAAGCACUCUCCCAAACGGCGACUCCAGCAUGCCUUGGAGGACCAGAUCUACCGCAUCUUCCGCAAGAGCCGGGUCUUGACCAACCAGAGCAUCAACUGCCUCUUCACCGUCCCGGCCAACCAGGCUUUUGUUUACAUCGUGGCCGGCGGGGCGCAAGAGGGCGACGACCCCAUUGCUGUCUUGCUGGACCAGCUGCGGAGCAACUGCACCACCCGGGAGACGGAGGCCUCGCUGGCGCCUGCCUUGGCUGGGCCUCGGAGGUACCAGGCCAUGCGGCACGGGAGACAGCAGCUGUCUUUCCACGUGGAGAGCAGCAGCAGCAGUUCCAGCUCCUCAGGGCAGCUGGUGGACUGCACCUUGAAGGAGUUCCUCUUCCAGCACGUGGAGCUGGUCCUGGGCAAGAAGGGCUUUGACGACAGUGUAGGGAGGAACCCGCAGCCUUCCCACUUUGAGCUGCCCACCUACCAGAAGUGGGUGGCCACAGCCCUGAAGCUGUACGAAGUGGCCAUUGAAGGCAAGGACAGCGACCCAUCUUCGGCCAUCGGGGAGCUGACCUCCAAAAUCAUGGGGAGCAUCAAGGUUUUGGAAGGCUACCUGGACAUUGACACCAAAUUCUCAGAGAACCGCUGCCAGAAGGCCCUCCCCAUGGCCCACAGUGCCUACCAGUCCAACCUGCCCCACAACUAUACCAUGACUGUUCACAAGAACCAGCUGGCCCAGGCCUUGCGGGUCUACAGCCAGCACGCCCGGGGACCAGCCUUUCACAAGUAUGCCCUGCAGUUGCACGAAGACUGCUACAAGUUCUGGAGCAAUGGGCACCAGCUAUGCGAGGAGAGGAGCUUGACCGACCAGCAUUGCGUGCAUAAAUUUCACUUGCUUCCGAAAUCGGGGGAGAAACCUGAACCAGACAGGAACCCACCUGUCCUGUACCAUAACAGCCGAGCUCGCUCCACUGGCACCUGCAACUGUGGGAGGAAACAAGCACCCCGGGAUGACCCAUUCGACAUCAAAGCAGCAAAUUACGAUUUCUAUCAGCUGCUGGAAGAGAAAUGCUGCGGGAAACUGGACCACAUCAACUUCCCCAUCUUCCAGCCAAGCACUCCAGAUCCAGCACCGGCAAAGAAUGAGACGUCGCCCAGCCCUCCAGAGGGCGAAGCCGAAAAGCUGAAGGAGAAGGAGCCGCAGACUCAGGGGGAGAGCACCAGCCUGAGCUUAGCGCUCAGUCUGGGCCAGUCCACGGACAGCCUGGGGACCUACCCAGCCGACCCUCAGGGCGGAGGGAACAACACGGAGUCUCACGGGCAGGCAGCUGACUCCAAAGGAGAGAAGAGGCCCAGCUUGGUUGACCGCCAAGCCUCGACGGUUGAGUAUCUGCCAGGGAUGCUCCACUCCAAUUGCCCCAAGGGCCUCCUGCCCAAGUUUUCCAGCUGGUCGCUGGUAAAACUCGGCCCUGCCAAGGCUUACAACUUCCACACCGGCUUAGACCAGCAGGGUUUCAUCCUGGGAACGAAUUAUCUAAUGCCUUGGGACAUUGUCAUCCGGACACGGACGGAAGAGGAGGGGGAGCUGGACACGAAUUCCUGGCCGGCUCCUAACAAGGCUGUCCCCGGGAAAAGGAGUGCAGUCGUCAUGGGCAGAGGGAGGCGGCGGGACGAUGUGGCCCGGGCCUUUGUGGGGUUCGAGUACGAGGAUGCCCGCGGCCGGAGGUUCAUGUGUUCGGGCCCCGAGAAGGUCAUGAAGGUGAUGGGAGGGGGGCCAAAGGAAUCGGCUCUCAAGGCUCUCAACUCCGACAUGCCCCUGUACAUCCUGUCGUCCAAUCCGGGGCGGGGGCUGAAGCCGCACUAUGCUCAGCUGAUGAGACUCUUUGUUGUGGUGCCUGACGCUCCGCUGCAGAUAGUACUGACGCCACAGGUUCAGCCAGGGCCACCUCCUUGCCCUGUCUUUUACCCGGAGAAACAAGAGAUAAAACUUCCUUCCGAUGGACUGUGGGUUCUUCGGUUUCCUUACGCCUACGUGACGGAACGCGGACCGUCCUUCCCUCCAAAGGAAAACCAGCAGCUCAUGAGUUACAAGGUGCUUCGAGGAAUAUUAAAAGCUGUGAUACAAUAGGACUUACUUGACCACACAAGUUGAAUUGGCUUUGGAAUUUAGUAUUUUCUUACCUUCCCCCCCACCUCCACCCCAUUAUAAAUGACGGAUUUUGAUUAACAGCAGCUGGAAUUCACACAGCAAUCACUGCUUUGAUUUUAUUGCACUUAAAAAGUCCCGGUGUUGAAACCAUAUGUAUGUGCCAAGUCCUAUCAGAGACACUGGACUGGUGGGGUAUAUUAAUGCGGGAGCCAAAUUAAGUUCUAGUUUGUAAAGGUCUGUGGAUCAAGAUGAAGAAAGGAAAAAUAAAACGUAAGACCUGCUCUUAA
Podarcis muralis (Common wall lizard) is the source of this 3626-nucleotide messenger RNA. It is a transcript of the gene SMG8, whose product is annotated as SMG8 nonsense mediated mRNA decay factor. Gene Ontology annotation, biological process: nuclear-transcribed mRNA catabolic process, nonsense-mediated decay. Lineage: Eukaryota; Metazoa; Chordata; Lepidosauria; Squamata; Lacertidae. The record is from RefSeq and is a predicted model, not a curated record.